This is a messenger RNA of Fusarium redolens, 2004 nucleotides long. RefSeq lists its product as uncharacterized. The transcript has 3 exons. The coding region runs from base 1 to 2004 and encodes 667 amino acids. The record is from RefSeq and is a predicted model, not a curated record. Lineage: Eukaryota; Fungi; Ascomycota; Sordariomycetes; Hypocreales; Nectriaceae.
AUGCCAACCCCGGACUCUCGACACAUACUUGAGCGGGCCACCAAGCUGAUUGAGGCGUGGUGUAUAGACUUCGGAGCACUCAAAUCUCCGCAUGAGGCGUACCAAGAGCAGGUGGCGGCUGCGAGAGUGAAUAUCGACGAGGUGUUCGACAGUCUGUCCACUUGUACUAAACCUUCCAUCCAGUUAGCACUUCAGAAACAGCUUACCGAAUACUAUGACCGGCUAAGGGAACUGCAACUGAACCACGAUAGGACGAUAGGACAGCAACAGGAACGCUAUAAGGAAACCAUCAAUGCCGCUAUGAGGCAGCUCUGUGACAAGCUGAACACGGUAAUUGGGCCAUGCAAGACAUUGAAACCUUUCCCGAAAGUCGCAAAUCCACAAUCCAACCAAGGUCAGACUAUCAGUUCAUCGGACAGCCCGGAGAGAUGCAACCCGGUGUUCAACGUGGAUACGCAAACAGACUUGGAGCAGAGCGUCAUCUACGUCUGCGUGCAUGGCGAGGCACAGUGUCUGGAUUCCGUCCCUAGUAGACGGAAACGCCGCCAUACUAGUGGAGUACAGACCCGUGGAAGGCCAGAUAAGAUGAUAAAAAAACACACUUUAGAGAACCAAAGUCGGCCUGAUAAGGUUAGGCCAUGCGAUAAUGGUCGAAAACGACAAAGAAAGUCUGCCAUGGAGGGUGUUGAACCAGCCUGUGGACAGGUAUGCCUCGUAUUUCGGAAGAAGCUGAAGCAAUGGCUAGCUGCCCUCGUCCUCCCAAACAACUUCAACGAGGCUAGCGUUGCCGCCACUAUCGCGAGCUUCGACUUGACGAAGGAAGUGGCGGAGUGCUGGGAGCACAUGCACGAAACAGAUGGAUUUCGAUGGCGGCAAGGCCAUAACCAGACUAAACCUGUAAUAGCUGAGCGGCAAGUUGCAAUCAUGUAUUUUGAAGGACCGGAGUUUCCAGCAAAAUGCAGAACCGAUUGGGUGCACAUCGAAGAACUGCAUAAAUACGACCCUGGAGUUCACUCGUUUCUUAUCCCUCACUCAAAAACGGUCCGGAAAUUCUUAACUGGUCAGCUGGCAGCACAAUCAGGCACAGAGGCUAAGCGAGUUAAGUUAGGAAUUACCAACGAGGCAGACACCCAGAAGCAGCGAACCUCAUACGAAUCAGCUGCGGUAUGCGAGAUGAUUUCUCAAGACGACUGUCCUGUAAAGGGAAAGUUGGAGGAUUCCGCAGAUGUUGGUGAAUCCCAGAUCACGCCAGCCCCCAGUCCACGUACAGUUGCGCCAGCCAUGAACCUACAAAAGAAGGGCUGGCUGGACUCUGAAUCUGGAAAGAGAGACUCAUCAAACGGCAGGAUCGUCGGCUCACAUAAAGACAUUGGCGUCGUACAAGUCGGUGUGGACGACCUUAUUCAACCCAACACGAUACUUGGAAGCGGUUUGUUGGUUACUGCUGACGGGUGUUGGGCAGCAUCCAGACCUGGCCAACAGCAGACGGCUGGACAUGCACUGGUAGCGAUGCCAUCGACAUCGGGACCUCUUCCAUCCAUACAACCUGUUCUGUCGCCUGUCCCGACUCUUCGUAGUGCUAGAGUUGCACGAUCUGAGCAUGUAAUGGGGCGAGCAAAAGGAAGAGAGGCUAUAACUGAGUCUGUCAAAUUACCAGGAGUCUUGCAGAUGAUACAUGGCGAUGCACCCAAUAGUUUGAGCUCUGGGUGGAGGCAGAAUCCGACGCUGAAUACAAGGCCGCUUCAGCCCCACCGGCUACUGUCCGAACCUGUGUCCUCGAUCCCGAGUCUCUCGGAGAAUGGUUUGAGAUGGGCUUUGACUCCGCCAGUGACAUCGCCGGAGACAAUAUUCAUUUGCCACAAACAGCCGCUGUACACAGCAGUGAAGGAUAUUCCUGCGCUAUCUCGUCCGACAGAGAGGAUAUCAUAUGGACGAUAUCGCCUUCUUGACCCCCUACAACAGCCAGGUGCAGAAACUCAAGGCGGUCCUCGGCAAGAGCUUUAG